This is a messenger RNA of Lampris incognitus (smalleye Pacific opah), 4535 nucleotides long. Its product is annotated as ATP-dependent zinc metalloprotease YME1L1-like. The record is from RefSeq and is a predicted model, not a curated record. Bases 128 to 2299 code for a protein of 723 amino acids. Gene Ontology annotation, biological process: protein quality control for misfolded or incompletely synthesized proteins; mitochondrion organization. Lineage: Eukaryota; Metazoa; Chordata; Actinopteri; Lampriformes; Lampridae. Gene Ontology annotation, cellular component: mitochondrial inner membrane. Gene Ontology annotation, molecular function: ATP binding; ATP hydrolysis activity; ATP-dependent peptidase activity. The transcript is spliced from 18 exons.
UCCGCUGUCGUUUUCGUUAGCCGCGAAGCCGUUGUUGGAAGUUUCGAUUUAUCAAUAAUUUGAGUUUACAAGUGUCAGCAGUUUAGCUUGUCAGCUUAUCUGCUGUGUGGUGUCAGUGGGAAUUAAAAUGUUUUCCGUGUCGAUGACAGUCCAGCCACAGGUGACUGUCCCUCUAAGUCACCUCAUCAACGUCCUGCACUCCCUGAAGAGCUCAGUAGCAAGCAGCAACAGUGCCACCACCAAAUCUAAGAAACAGAAGGAGCAUACCUCAGAGUCCAACCUACAUGGCACAGAGCCUGUGUGGAGCCUGCGGGAGCUUGGUCUGUCAGAGUUAGGAGUGCAACAGCUGGAUGAGCUGGUGAACAGUGUUAUGCCUUGCCUCAGGCAACAGGAGGCACCACUCCCAUCGAAUCCUUCCAGCCAGACAACCUGGAGGACCUCACAUCUCUCCACACACUCUUUCUUUUACAACAAGCAUGGGUUCUCUGGCGGCUCUAAGGCUAUGGCCCCUCCUGUUUUUUGUAAACAGAGUCCAACACCUCUUCAAUCUGUGUGCUCAGAACUCCAGUACUGGCCAGUGUGGGUACAGAGCAGAGGUUUUAAAACCCUGAGAAACAAAACACGGCAUACGCAGUCAGCCUUUCACCGUCCUCUGGAAUCUGAUGGCUUCACGUCAUCAUUUAUGAAGGGUUUCCUGACGCGUGACAAGGGGUUGGAGAUUGAGACUCUCGACAGGCUAUUGAAGAGCAGGAACAUUCCUGAUGGACAUCAGGAAGCAUUCAAGAGUGGAUUCACUGAGGGUUUUCUGAAAGCUCAGGCCCUGACACAACGCACCCAAGACUCUUUGAGGAGGACUAGACUGAUUUUGCUGGUACUGCUUCUGGUCGGCCUGUACGGCAUCUCUAAGACACCUUUCCUAUCGGUGCGAUUCCGAACCACAUCAGGCCUGGACUCAGCAGUGGACCCUGUCCAGAUGAAAAAUGUGACAUUUGAGCAUGUCAAAGGGGUUGAAGAGGCCAAGAACGAGCUGCAGGAAGUCGUGGAGUUCCUCAGAAACCCGCAGAAGUUCACUGUUUUAGGAGGAAAGCUGCCCAAAGGCAUCUUACUGGUAGGUCCCCCAGGUACUGGUAAGACCCUGCUGGCCAGAGCAGUGGCAGGAGAGGCAGAUGUACCGUUCUACUAUGCCUCUGGGUCUGAGUUUGAUGAGAUGUUCGUUGGAGUGGGAGCCAGUCGCAUCAGGAACUUGUUCAGGGAGGCCAAAGCCAGUGCUCCCUGUGUGAUCUUUAUUGAUGAGCUGGAUAGCGUGGGUGGGAAGAGGAUCGAGUCUCCCAUGCACCCUUACUCCAGACAGACCAUCAACCAGCUACUGGCUGAAAUGGAUGGGUUUAAACCAAAUGAAGGUGUGAUCAUCAUUGGAGCGACAAAUUUCCCAGAGGCUUUGGAUAAUGCGCUGAUCCGUCCAGGACGUUUUGACAUGCAGGUGACUGUACCCAAACCAGAUGUCAAAGGACGCACAGAGAUCCUCAACUGGUACCUCAAGAAGAUUAAAGUAGAUCCAGCUAUUGAGGCUAAUAUUAUUGCUCGGGGCACAGUGGGCUUCUCUGGUGCCGACCUGGAGAACCUGGUGAACCAGGCUGCCCUAAAGGCAGCAGUGGACGGAAAAGACAUGGUCACUAUGAAAGAAUUGGAGUUUGCCAAGGACAAGAUCCUCAUGGGUCCUGAGAGGAGGAGCGCAGAAAUAGAUAAGAAGAAUAAGCUCAUCACAGCGUACCAUGAGUCAGGCCAUGCCAUCAUUGCUUACUACACCAAAGACGCCAUGCCCAUUAAUAAGGCCACCAUCAUGCCUAGGGGACCCAGUCUAGGACAUGUGUCCAUGCUUCCAGAGAAUGAUCGCUGGAGUGAGACUCGCUCCCAGCUACUGGCCCAGAUGGAUGUCAGUAUGGGUGGUCGUGUUGCAGAGGAGCUCAUAUUCGGCAACGAGUACGUCACCACAGGAGCAUCCAGUGACUUUGACAGUGCCACCAAGAUAGCUGAAAUGAUGGUGACCAGAUUUGGAAUGUGUGAAAAGUUGGGUGUGAUGACCUACCCCAAUCUGACAAAGCAGAGUCCAGAGACACAAGCUGCUGUGGAGCAUGAAGUCAGGGUGCUGCUGAAGGACUCAUAUGAGCGGGCCAAGGCACUACUAAAGUCUCAUGCUAAGGAACAUAAGAAUCUAGCAGAUGCCCUCCUGAUGUAUGAGACACUGGAUGCCAAGGAAAUCCAGUUGGUCCUGGAGGGCAAGACCCUGGACACCAGAUGAAACCAAUCAGGCCGGAACACAAUUGAGGGAUCACUGGGGAAUGGGUCAGAUUUUGAGCGCUCAGGGGUAAUGUAAAGAGUGGAACUCAGGUAUGCUCAUGUGGGGUCUGAGUACAGGGUUUUAAAGCUCGCAGCCUCCAUUCAGAUCAUACAGUUGCUGAGGGAUGAUCUUUGAACCAUUUCACAUCUCUUGUGUUUAUACAGUCAUUGUGGAAUCUGAAUGGCACUCAUUAUAGGUAGCCUGAUAGUCUCACAUACUUCAUGAAAACCGGCCCAUGCUUAGAAAUGUAGAGUGUGUAUGUAGGAAAGAGAAGCAUGUACAGUGAAAGGGCUCAAAAGUGUUUCUAAAAGAACAUUCAGCUCAUGUUAAAUGCUACAGAUGACAAUGAAAAUAGCUCCUUAAAAGGUAAGGCAAAUCAACCCACCCAGCACUUUGUAUUAUACCUCUAAGAGGUAACAUGACAUAAGGAUUUGUUUGAUUUAGGUCCAACAUCUACUGUGCCUCCACAAGUACUCUAGCAUUACAUCUGUGUAGUAACUCAGAUUACUCCUUUUUUUUGUUGUUUGUUUGUUUUUUUGUGCUGUCCAUCCUUAAAGAUUUUGUCAAUUUGAAUGCUUAGGUCUGUUAUAUCUGAAGAGGAUUGAGUAUCGUCAUCAAUAUGGCUCAGGUUGCUUUAAAGAAGAGUGGGUCAUGAAUGUAAAUUUGCAUUUGAAACCUAAGAUAUUAGUGGAGGAUUGUAUUCUAAAUGUAUCUAUAUGACAUAUGCACAAAUAAGUUUGAAAUGUGAUCGUAUUACCAAUUCAGUCAUGCGUGUAACAGUUUGUUACGAGCUUCCUAGCAGUUUGUGUUCACAACCGCUACUUGUCUAGUACAUUGGCUGUCAAUUCCAGUCCUUGGGACCCCUUAGUGCUAUUGGUUUUCUGUUCUGCCAGAUAGUCAAUCACAUUCACCUGUUGUAUCAGGCCUAAAACCUCCCUCAUUAGUCGGCUCGAGUAGCUGGCAGCAUGAAAAACCAGCAAUAGUGAGGAGUACCAGGGAACAGAGCUCUGAGUCUCUUGUCUUGUGUAUCUCAAAGCUAGCUUGCCCACUAGAGAUACUUAUUCUCUCCUCUACUUCACCUGGCCAAGACACUGGUAUGUUUUUAAGGUGUCACUGAAGGCCAUCAUUGUAGGCUGCUACAAAUGUUAAUCAAUUAUCGUCUUAACAUUUGUUCCAGUUUUCUCAAUCUGAGAGGCUUGUCUGUACUGUGACAAAUAGAUGCUGUGACACUCUUCUAUCUCUUUUUGCCACUCCUGCAUGUUCCAAAGUUUGUCGUUAUGCUGAUAGUUCUAAUGGUGGCCUUUUUUGAAGUGCAAGUGUAAAUGUCAACUUUUGAACUAGGAACUUUAAAAAGUUGGUCAACGAUGCUUCGUAGCACUUAUGGCAAGUAUGUGACUCGAAAUGCACUCUGUAUGUAAUGUAUACAAAUGGAAUGGGAAAAUGCUGCUGCAUCCAAAAUGGACGCUUCAGGUCACCAUGUACCAAAUGUAGGUGAAAUGAAUUUGACAGUUCUGAGGGUUAUACAUUAAAUAAUUUAUUUCAGUGGUCUGAUCCAGGUAUUUGAAAGACAGCUCAAUACCAGGAUCAUAUUUACUUCGUUGCAAAUCAGUGGAUUCAGGGUUAUCUUAAUGCUUCUAUCAUUUGGGUGACCUACCAGGCCAUAUUUGUUUAACAGUAGCUGUUAUUUGCUGUGUCUGUUAUUGAACUCCAGCAGUGUGACAGACACCCUUAGUCAAUGUGACAUUGUUCUGUGUCCCCAAAAAAUGUGCAAAGGCAUCAAUCAGCCUGUUAUUAUUCAAUGUCUAAUACUCCAGUCAGAAUCAGAAUACUUCAUUCAUCCCCGAGGGGAAAUUGGGUAACAAGUGAGUAGCUCUAGCCGUGAUGGUAUCUAUAACCAUAUCUCGAUGUUUUACAACAGACUUUGAAAGUAAGGCUCAUCUAUAACCAGCCAAGUCACUUCUUUCUGGUGUUAUCUGUUUCUGGUUUCUUUGCCUGUCACAUGCUAUAAUUCUUUAUUGGCCUUCUACCCAUGAUAAGUUGUGUAUAUAUGGUUGAGACAUAAUGGGAACAUUGUAUAAAGAUGUAUAGUAAUGCUUGUAUUCUGUGUAAACAUUGAAAAUAGCUCUGGUUGAAAAGGUCAACAACGAGAUAACGAAAGUGAAUGAAUGUUUGCAGCUGAGAUAAAUGAAAAACGUAU